AUGCUCGUGAAUAAGUGUCUCGUUGAGGUAGAUCGGAUGGAUCGCAUAAAAAUGCACGAUCAUUUAAGAGAUUUGGGAAGGGAUAUUUCAUAUCAACAAUCGCCCCACCGUCUCUGGUUUUCUAACCAGACUAAUAAUGUCGAGAACCAAACAGAAGUGAGGGAAAUUCCAAAUCAGCUGUCAACCUUGUGCUCUUGUUUUUCAUGGCAUAUGAAUAUGAAAGUUGAGAAACAAAUAAAGGUUCAGAAAAGAAUCAGCAUUCGAGGAAUAAUGGCCACCUCAAAUAGGUUGAAGUAUGAAGACAAGUAUGGAGACAAUAUGCUUUCCCCAGGAAUAGAGUUCCGAUCUGAAUCAAGUCGUCAGGAUAGGAAAGUUGUGUUUGAGACAAUGGAAGGAAUUUGGACCCUCUCACCGUCUUUAGGCGGACUAAAAUUUAUUGUGGUUAAAGGACAUGAUUUAAAUCAAGUUAUUGGUGAAGCAUCGCAAGAGCUAGUCUGGCUGUGCUGGUUCCCUUUUAGGCAGAGAAAUCUUCCAUCACAACUUUCAUUAAAAAAUUUGAGGGUUCUAGAAAUUUAUGAAGCAGAUUUCAAUGACAGUCAAUUCCAAGAACUAUGGAAGGAUGCCAGCGAUGCUCCUAUUCAGUUAAGAGUGUUGGCCAUUUUCAACUGCAGUAAUUUCCAAAGAUUUGCAGAGUCGAUAGGAUCUCUCAAGCAUUUGGAAAAGGUAGUCGUCAGUUCUUGCAGGCUGAAAAGUCUACCGGAGGGUUUUUGCCUCCUUCAAUCCUUGGAGCACAUGGAUUUGAAUUGUCAGCUAUCAUCACUCCCCGAUAAUUUCGGUGAUGUGAGAAAUCUGCGGUAUCUUGAAUUGUCGGCGUGCUGUAAUUUGAAGAGGUUGCCAGUCUCUUUUACGAGGCUGAUACUCCUGCAACAUCUCCAUUUGGUGGGAUUGUCUGAACUCCCAGAUAAUAUUGGCGAUUUGAGAAAUCUGGGGUAUCUACAUUUGUCGAGGUGCAGGCAGUUGAAGAGGUUGCCAGUCUCCUUUAAGAGGCUGACACUCCUGCAACAUCUCCAUUUGGAGGGACUGCCUGAAAUCACUUUUGAGUCGGACAUCAUGAAAGACAUGACAAAGCUGGAGUAUGUUGAUCUUUAUGAGUGCAAUAAACUGGAAGAAUUGCCUUCUCACAUCACAAAUCAGCGCUCCCUGAUACGGCUCAAUUUAGGUACAGGGAGUUUAAGGGAGGUACCAGUGAACAUUGGUGAACUGAGCAAGUUGCAACACUUGUCUAUUAAUAAAGAAAUUACUAUCUUCAACGCAUGCACAGCUUCUACCAUAAAAAUUUAUCUUUGCAUGAUAGACUAGUAGAUAGAUAUUCUAGAAGGAUUUCAAAUCUUCGUAAUCGAUUCAAGGAAUUAUUAAUAAAAAAAUCUGUUUUUGUGCUGAAGCAUGGAUUUAUUGUUUUGUUUUCUCUUUCUAUUCUGAUCUCUUCCUUCAAAUUGGUAU
Molecule: messenger RNA, 1500 nt
Organism: Cryptomeria japonica (Japanese cedar)
Lineage: Eukaryota; Viridiplantae; Streptophyta; Pinopsida; Cupressales; Cupressaceae
Product: disease resistance protein RPV1
Exons: 4
Coding region: 1-1359 (452 amino acids)
Source: RefSeq, a predicted model, not a curated record